Didymodactylos carnosus is the source of this 432-nucleotide messenger RNA. Lineage: Eukaryota; Metazoa; Rotifera; Eurotatoria; Philodinida; Philodinidae. The record is from the annotation of a GenBank genome assembly.
AUGUACCCAAAUUUUUAUAAUUUAAAUGAACGAAUCAAUCGUCUUCUCCCCGAUGCUCAUGUUCGUUAUCAUUGUACAAUCGAUGAUGAUGAUGAUGAUCAGCAAAUUAGUUCACCGCUUUUUCAUCCAGACAUUCUACCGAAGAUUUCAAAUCAAAUUCAGUCGCUUACAUUAAUUCAAUGUAACAAUGGACUUGGAAAAUAUCCUUUAUUACAAACAAUAUUCACUAACUUACACCUAAUGUCAAUUCAUAAUUUGUCAUCAAUAGCUAUGCAAGAUCUAUUUAUUAGUUUAAAAUACGGUCACUUCCAAGUAUCAUUUCCAAAUUUACAACGUUUAAUUCUACGAAGUGAAUCAGGUUAGUAACGAGAUAUGCAGAGCGAUGGAUAAGCGGAUACUAAAGAGAAUUUCUGAAUCCGUUCGUGUUUUUAG